UCCAUCCAUAAAACAAAAAAAGCCAUGGCUUCUUCUUACAAACUUAUACUCUUCCUUUGCCUCUCCAUUUUCCUCAUUGCUUCCUUUGAGAUGAUGGCAGUGGAAGGAAGAAUUUGCCAGAGGCGAAGCAAGACAUGGACAGGGUUUUGUGGCAACACUCGUGGCUGUGACAGUCAGUGUAAGAGAUGGGAACGUGCUUCACACGGGGCUUGUCACGCUCAGUUCCCGGGUUUCGCAUGUUUUUGCUACUUCAAUUGCUGAAGCAAAACAUACUCCAUAAGAGUUGUCUGAAUCCUCUUCAAGUGUUCUGUGUUGUCUUGUAGAUCCUAGUCUCUAUGGAAAAACCAUAAACCUUUCACUAAUAAAAAGUUUCCCGUUUGUCUUUGGGAGUUAACACGAAUAAAUAUGUCUAGAGUUUCCUGAGAUAAAUCUCAUAAUAAGAGACUUUUUAUAUCUA
Capsella rubella is the source of this 457-nucleotide messenger RNA. Its product is annotated as defensin-like protein 19. The record is from RefSeq and is a predicted model, not a curated record. Bases 25 to 261 code for a protein of 78 amino acids. Lineage: Eukaryota; Viridiplantae; Streptophyta; Magnoliopsida; Brassicales; Brassicaceae. Gene Ontology annotation, biological process: defense response. The transcript is spliced from 2 exons.